AUGUCAUCAAAACCAAUCGCUCUUGAUUCGGGUCUCCGGCAACUGGUAGACGAGGGAUUCCACGUUGAAGUACGUCAUCAGCAUCUACUGGUGCAUAGCGUGCCCUACGUGACGCCCUCGCGCGAGGUCAAGCGCGGUACGCUAGCUUGCCUUUAUGUAAAGAGCGGCGACCAUGUGCUGCCGCCCAAUGCACUCCACGGCGGGGAUACCCACCAAGUAUGGUGGCAGGGAGAGUACCCAAGCUUCGCUGAUGGCAAGCCCCUCGGAGCACUCGAAAAUGAGCACACUACCCAGGAAUUGUUUCCUGGAUUCACCAUCAACCACCGCUUUUCCAACAAGCCGCUGGGUGUUGAUCACUAUCAAGAUCACUACCAGAAGGUCAAGCACUACGUCACGCUGAUUCAGGCACAAGCCGGUGUGUUGGAGCCCUGGUCGAAGGCACAGAUUGGCGGUGUCAUCAAGUCCGAUGAAGAUAGUUCGGUAUUCCGGUACCCAGAUACGGCAUCGGCAAGGGCCGAAAUCAUCAUGACUGCAGCGCAGCUUGCAAUUGGCAAAGUCGCCAUCGUUGGUAUUGGCGGUACCGGCUCAUACGUUCUUGAUCAACUGGCGAAGACGCCCGUUCAGGAGAUCCACCUGUUCGAUGGGGAUGUGUUCGAGCAGCACAAUGCCUUCCGCUCGCCUGGUGCCGCGACAGAGGCUGAGAUCGAUGCACGCCUUCCAAAGACGGAAAUCUUCCGUCGCCGCUACGAUGCCAUGCACCGAAACGUGGUCAGCCACCCUUACUUCCUCAACCAAUCGAAUGUGGCAGAACUCGAUGGUCUGAGCUUUGUGUUCGUGUGUGUGGACAAGGCCGAAGCCCGGCAACUGGUUUUCGACUUUCUGAGGGCGAAGUGCAUCCCGUUUGUGGAUGUGGGCAUGAACCUCCAGCAGGUCAAGGGAACGCUGAAGCUCGUGGGCAGUUGUCGUGCCACCUUGGUAGCACCCGAGCGCGACGAUCACAUCGAUCGCUGCGUGCCGCUGGAUGAUGAGGAGGACGAUGCCAUAUACCGCCAGAACAUCCAAAUCGCGGAUAUGAACGCGCUGAACGCCCAACUGGCGGUAAUGCUGUGGAAGCAAUACUGCGGCUUCUAUCAAGCCGACUUUGAUACCCGCAAUGUGGUGUUCUCGGUCAACAUGAACUCGUUGGCUCGGACAACCGGAGGUGUGGAGGUGCCUGAUGAGGCUUGA
Ostertagia ostertagi is the source of this 1227-nucleotide messenger RNA. NCBI's taxonomy places the organism in Eukaryota, Metazoa, Nematoda, Chromadorea, Rhabditida, Trichostrongylidae. The record is from the annotation of a GenBank genome assembly.